This is a messenger RNA of Rotaria socialis, 621 nucleotides long. The record is from the annotation of a GenBank genome assembly. NCBI's taxonomy places the organism in Eukaryota, Metazoa, Rotifera, Eurotatoria, Philodinida, Philodinidae.
AUGCAUGACUUUAGCAUUGCCACUUUUGAUGGUCAAGAUUUAUCGAAUGAAAGUGGUCGAACUGAUGUUACUUCUGCGUUAUCAACGAGAAAUAUAUUCUGGCAGAAAAGGACCGUAUGGCCAGAACAGACGUCAUCACCUAUGAAUGUUGGGCAAAACGCAGACGACGAUAAACAGCCGAAUAGACUUUGGUCUUGCCGUAGAAUGGGUUUAUGGAUUACCAUUUGUAUUGCUACGACUCUUAUUCUAGGUGAUGUUAUGGCAAUUGUACUUGUUACAACAUUAAGCUCAACGGUUAAUACUUCGGUAACAACAACAUCAACUACUUCAAUAACUUCGACAACGACAACUUCAACAGUGACAUCGACAAGCUCAAGUACAACAAGAACAACUACGACAACAAGUGGUCCAACUGCUGCAUACUCCUGUGCUGCAGCAUCACCUGCAUCUUUGGCUACAUUUAGCAGUGGAACUCCAAGUUGGAGUGAGAAGUUAUUGUUUAACUUUAUAAAUUGUCAAAUACCUGUAUCCAAUAGUGAAUUGUUGAUAUUGAUGCCUGAACAAUAUAUUGUUAUUUUUCAAGAAUUACUUAGGAAGAAAUACAAAAUAGCUUAUAAGUGA